Molecule: messenger RNA, 2284 nt
Organism: Ananas comosus (pineapple)
Lineage: Eukaryota; Viridiplantae; Streptophyta; Magnoliopsida; Poales; Bromeliaceae
Product: cytochrome P450 90D2-like
Exons: 8
Coding region: 704-2164 (486 amino acids)
Biological process (GO): brassinosteroid biosynthetic process; multicellular organism development; brassinosteroid homeostasis
Molecular function (GO): iron ion binding; heme binding; oxidoreductase activity, acting on paired donors, with incorporation or reduction of molecular oxygen, NAD(P)H as one donor, and incorporation of one atom of oxygen
Source: RefSeq, a predicted model, not a curated record
UCAUCUAUCUAAUAUAAAAUUGGUCAUAAUUAAUUGGUAAUUUAUUAUAUUAUAUCCUCAAAUUAAGUUGAUAUUAUUAUUUACAGAAUAGAUACAAUGCAUCUAAUUAGCAAGAUUCUCACAAAGCAAAAAUAUUCUUAAAAUUAUUAAUUCCCUAAUCAAUUGCUACAGAGAGAGAAAUUAAGAGGGGCUUUUUGCAUUCCGCAGUACCUUGAAUUCCCCAAAAAGUGACAGUUCAUCGAUCUACUGUGCUAAUUGAUAUCCAAACUUUUUAAAGUUAAUUUUUAUUAUUUAUAAAAUUAUUGGAUUGUUGCUACGUCAACAAAAAAAAUUUAAAGAAAAAACUGAAGAGAAUUUUUGAUGAUGAUGAUGAUGAUGAUGAUGAUGGGAGGUGGGUAGGGUAAAUUUAAGAAACGAGCCUCACAUGUGCGCACGAGUGAAGAGCCGCGUUUGCUCGAGACACUCAAAAGAGAACAAAUUAAAGAAGGUCCAAACGAGUGAAGGGCACGGUACAAUCAUACAUAUAUAUAUGUGGGCACUUUAUAUGCUACCAUAUUUUGUAUUUAUUGCCCAACCCACUCUUCAUACGGCUCUUUGUUUCCUUAAUUUGCCCUACUCAAACAUGAACAUAAUUCACGCCACCUCUCCCCGUCCCCUUCUCUCUCUCUAUCUCUCUCUCUCUAGCAUGAUAUGAGCAUUUGGGAUGUUGUUGUUGAUGAUGAUGACGAUGAUGAUGAUGUGGGUGGGCAUAGGAGAGCUCGUGAUAACAAUAGUUGUAGUGUUCAUCCUUUCAAAGAGUUAUUUGAAGCUAAAGAGAAGGAGAGAGUCGAGGAGAGGCCGAGUCCCACAAGGCACUCUCGGGUGGCCGCUCGUUGGCGAGACGCUUGAGUUCGUCUCAUGCGCCUACUCCCCUCGCCCCGAGAGCUUCAUGGAGAAGCGGCGUCUAUUGUAUGGGAAGGUAUUCAAGUCUCACAUAUUCGGCAGCGCGACUAUCGUGUCGACGGACCCCGAAAUCAAUCGGUUUGUUCUGCACAGCGACGCAAAGGCGUUCGUGCCGUGUUACCCGAAAUCCCUCACAGAACUGAUGGGGAAAUCCUCCAUCUUAUCCAUCAAUGGCAACCUCCAAAGGAGAGUUCACGGGCUUAUCGGCGCGUUUUUAAAGUCUCCACAGCUGAAGGGGCAGAUCACCGCCGACCUGCACCGCUACGUCGAGGCGGCCAUGGACGGUUGGAAGGAUGAUCAGCUUAUCUACAUUCAAGAUGAAGCAAAACUGAUUGUGUUCCAAAUACUAGUGAAAGGGUUGAUUGGUCUUGAGCCAGGGGAGGAGAUGCAAUGCCUAAAGCAACAAUUCAAAGAAUUUAUUGCAGGGUUGAUGUCUCUGCCUAUCAAGCUACCAGGGACUAGGCUUUAUAGGUCACUAAAGGCUAAGAGGAGAAUGGGAAUGCUGAUACAAAAGAUCAUCCAAGAGAAAAGGAAGAAGCAAAAUGGUCCCGAUACCGCGCGAGAUGUUGUCGACGUCAUGAUCAACGAAGAUAGAGAACAAUUGACCGACGAUCUGAUAUCAGAUAACAUGAUCGACUUGAUGAUACCGGCUGAGGACUCCGUUCCCGUUCUUAUCACGCUAGCAAUCAAGUACCUCACUGAAUGUCCUCUUGCUCUCAAUAAACUAGAGGAAGAAAAUAUGCAACUGAAGAGUUCCAAAUUGGCGCUUGGAGAGCCAUUGCAGUGGACGGAUUACACGUCCUUAACAUUCACACAACAUGUGAUAACGGAGACGCUGCGGAUGGGGAACAUCAUCAGCGGCAUCAUGCGCAAGGCGGUGAAGGACAUUGAGAUCAAAGGGCACUUCAUCCCGAAGGAUUGGUGCGUUUUCGCCUACUUCCGGUCGGUACACCUCGACGACGAACUCUAUGAGGAGCCCUACCAGUUCAAUCCGUGGAGGUGGAAGGACAAGGACAUGAGCAGUAUCUGUGGUGGGUUUACUCCUUUUGGAGGUGGGCAGAGGCUGUGCCCGGGACUGGACCUCGCCAGGCUGGAGGCCUCCAUCUUUCUCCACCACCUGGUCACCACCUUCACGUGGGUGGCAGAGGAGGACCAAAUUGUAAAUUUCCCAACGGUGAGGAUGAAGGGAAGGUUGCCCAUCAGGGUCAAAAGGAGGAGUUGAAGGUGGGUCCCACUGAUCUGUACAACUAUACCGUGAUGUACAGGAAUAAGUUGCACUUUGGUCCUUGUAUUUUUUUUUUGUACCAAACUUUUCAUUUUGGUUGCACUUUGGCCUUUUCAA